Molecule: messenger RNA, 1174 nt
Organism: Photinus pyralis (common eastern firefly)
Lineage: Eukaryota; Metazoa; Arthropoda; Insecta; Coleoptera; Lampyridae
Product: juvenile hormone acid O-methyltransferase-like
Exons: 4
Coding region: 182-997 (271 amino acids)
Source: RefSeq, a predicted model, not a curated record
CAACGAACAAUUUCCUUGCAUAAGGUUCUUAGUGGCUUAAUGGUUGUGCUUGAACGUUGGGUUCCAUGGUCUUUCUGUUUUAACGGGAAAUUAAUUAAUGAAUUAACCCUUCUUCCCAAACCGGUGUAUUAUAUUCUAUGCUGCUUAUUUUGUUAUUUUCUGGAACAUCCCGACCACUACUAUGAAUAGCGUUCAAUCAUUUCUGAGAAGUAGCAAAAUUUUCCAAGGCGACGCCAAAUAUCUAAUCGACAAAAUAAAAGGAGAUAUCAAGUGGAAGCGUAACUGUAAGGUAUUGGACGUUGGAUGUGGCCCUGGUAAUUACACGCACGAUGUUCUUCUGCCAAUUUUGCCGCAAUCAACGACUGUUGUAAUUGGAGUAGACAAAUGGCCGGAAGCUAUCGAUUACGCCAACUCCAAUUAUGGAAAAUUUGGCGAUAUUUUAUUUAAAGAAAUGGACAUCGCCCACGAACAAAACACCAAUUACCACACUUAUUUUGACCACGUCUUCUCCUUCGACCGUCUUCAAUCUGUAGGACUCCAAGAAACUGCUCUAAGAAACAUCCGAAAGAUGUUAAAACCUGGAGGCGAUUUCUUCUUCUCAUGCGCAGCUAAUCUUAACCUAUUUGACAUAUAUUCCUUCAUGUCUAAGAAAGAUAAAUGGCGCUCGUACUUGGCGAAUUACACCAAAGAUAUGCCUCCUUAUAAAUACUCGCGACAUCCAAAGGAAAGCCUUCGAGAGGAACUUUUGAAAGUGGAAUUUCAAGAAGUCCACAUCGAAAUCGUGCCAAAUAGAUGUGUAAUACCUCUCGCACUAUACCCAGAGUUUAUUACUUCUCGUAUCCCGUUUCCGAUACCUCCACAACUCAAAAGCGCUUUUGUUUUUUCAUCAUUACAGGCACUAAAAGAGUUGAAGUUCGAUAAAUUUAUUGAUGGUGAAGAAGUCUACGUGCUCGAAAUGCAAGGUAUAUAUGGACAUGUAACUAGGAGAAGAAUUUAAGACCAACGAAGUUUCCCAAUUGUAUGUCGACAGUGUUGCAUUUCAUUCAUGUCAGGCAUUAUGUCUGGUUGCGUAGUGAAUUAGGUGUAAGCUACUACAUUCUGUGUAAAAUACCUACAGACAGUAAAUUAUUAAUUAACUCGUUUUUGGCGAAUUGUUUAAAAAAAUAGCAAUAUA